AUUCCGACAAAAGGUGGAGAAAGCUCUCAUAAAAAAGGGUGGACGAACCAUAUCUUUCCCCGACUAAAUUCGUAUCAGCUCCGAUCCGCAUCUUAAAUGUGCUUGAAUCUUUUCUACUACGUGAGAUCUAUAUAAAUAAAGAAAACCAUGUUAGGAUUCCUGAAGGGUAGAGAACGAGAGCGGAAAGGCUUCGCGAGGAUGAGAACGAGUCCCGGCGAGGUGGUGCUGCUAAGGGGGAUGUGGGCGAGCCCGGCAGUGCAUAGGGUAGCGUGGGCGCUGAGGCUAAAGGGAAUAGAGUACGAAUAUGUGGAAGAGGAUUUGGAGGAGAAGAGCAAAUCGCUUUUGGAAUUGAACCCUAUCACCAAGAAGGUGCCGGUUCUCGUUCAUGAGGGCAAGCCGGUAGUUGAAUCGCUCGUCAUUCUUGAGUACAUUGAUGAGGUCUGGACUUAUGGCGCUCCAUUAUUGCCGAAGAACGCCUAUGAGCGCUCCCGAGCGCGCUUUUUGGCAACUUUUUUGGAGGAUAAGGGUCGGGAGGCAGCAAGAAAGUUGUUCUUUGCAGGAGAAGGAGAGAGAAAAGAUUGCCUUGAAGCAUUUGAGGAUAUUCUUGAAGUAUUAGAGAAAGAGCUAAUAGCUAAAGGAGAGUUCUUUGGGGGACAAAGCAUUGGAUAUCUUGACAUAGUGGUGGGUUGGAUCCCUUUUUGGCUUGGGGUUAUUGUGGAAAAAGUUCUUGAUUUUCAGGUAAUUGAUGCUGCUAAGUUUCCUAAAUUUGCUACGUGGAGCAAAAACUUCUUACCUCAUUUUCCGGGAGAUAUGUUGGAGAGCGUAAUAACUUUACCUCCCGAGGACAUGGCUAUUGAGUACUUCACCAGGUUUCGUAAUCUUCAUUUGGUUUCAGCUAAGUGACAAGAAGCUGAUGAUAUACUUAAGAACUAGAUUUGUUUUUGUACUCGUGAUAGAACCUUACAAAUCCUCUGUGUUUUCAUCUAAUGUUUCUUUUUAGUUCACACGAAUAUUCGCCACUUAUAAAGCGAACAAUUUCUUAGAUGUGUUCUCAGUUACCUGUG
This is a messenger RNA of Phalaenopsis equestris, 1064 nucleotides long. Its product is annotated as glutathione transferase GST 23-like. Lineage: Eukaryota; Viridiplantae; Streptophyta; Magnoliopsida; Asparagales; Orchidaceae. Gene Ontology annotation, cellular component: cytoplasm. The coding region runs from base 148 to 903 and encodes 251 amino acids. The transcript is spliced from 2 exons. Gene Ontology annotation, molecular function: glutathione transferase activity. Gene Ontology annotation, biological process: glutathione metabolic process. The record is from RefSeq and is a predicted model, not a curated record.